UUGGAUUGACGAACAACGAAUAAAUUAUAACACGGCUACUCGAGGGUAGUCUGUGGUGUCGUCGUCGCUCGAUGUCGAGUUGCGCACGCAUAGUUCCAUGCGCUGCUUUACGAGGGCGAUACGGCGCUGCAGCGGCGUCAGAUCUACGUCCCCGCCCCGCGCGGCCAACGAGUAGUCGGUGUGGCUCGAGGACCGGCGGAUGCUUUGGAUCUGUACACGCAUCGACGCUUCGUCCACCGCGUGCACGCGCGCUGGCGGCGGCAUCACGUCCCCCGUGUGCGUCGUUGACGGAAGCGACUGCAACACGUCCACCUGGCCAUACGCCGCAGCCAGUUGCCGAAUGCUUUCGCCCUUGGUGUUGGUGUGUCCAAAAUUCGCCCCUGCGGCCAAAAGCGCGUCUACGACCAUCGUGUGUCCGUGUAUGGUGGCCAUACCUAGUGGGGAGUUGCCGUCGCGCGUGCGACCGGCGUUCACGUCCGCGCCUUGCUCGAGGAGAUACUGCACGACUUCGAUGUGACCACCAACCGAUGCCACGAGGAGAGGUGUCACGAUCCUGUGCGACGACGACGUCGAUAGCGAUGGCAUCCGAUCAACGACGUCGGCGAUGUGCAACUUGGUCAGGCGACACAUGGUACGGAUGAUGUCGACGUUGGCGCCUUGUACGGAAAAGUUGACAAAGUGAUGGCGCAGGUCUUGGCGCGCCGAGUCGACCAACAAUCGCGCGGCAAUCGCCGACCAGUUCGAGACGACGAGGCGAUCGAACACUGCGAAGUCACCUGAUAAGCAUGCACUUGUGACGACAGCUUCCAUCUCCAACGAUGAGACUGCGGGGAGUUUAGCCUCCAUCAUGCGCACAGCAGGGUCGUCGCCGCGGACGAUGGCGGCAGCUACGGCGUCCAUGGUGGAUGGUUUGCCCGUUUCGUAAUGGAACAAGAG
Molecule: messenger RNA, 936 nt
Organism: Aphanomyces astaci
Lineage: Eukaryota; Oomycota; Saprolegniomycetes; Saprolegniales; Verrucalvaceae
Exons: 1
Coding region: 72-641 (189 amino acids)
Source: RefSeq, a predicted model, not a curated record